UAAGCUUUGAUGGUUUUGAUAAUAACCACCCUAACCUGUCCUCUUCAUUCCUUCAUUUUAUCUAGGAUUGAUUUAAUUUCCUUAAAUCCUAUUCAAAGCCCUCCAUGCCCAAGAUUUUUCUGCCCUCCCAUUCUGUAGGUGUGGAAGUGAAGGGCUCUAUUAUUACUUUUCUUUCAGGAUGACUUGGUCAUCUAUAGCUCCUCAAGCUUAUCGCCGUAGCUAUACAAAGAACAAACAUCUGGCUUCCCUUCUAUCUAUUUCUUCCGCUGGUUGCAACAGAUCAUUGUUUCUUCUUCUUUUUCCCAUUGCAAUGUGGUUGACUUAAACUAUCACUCUCCUGUUUGUUUGGUUACUUCUUCAGUCCUCCUAGGGACAUUAAUCCUGUUUGGAGGCUGCUAAGGUUUCUGGUCAUAGAACUAAAUUAUUAAAUAAGAAAGAGUGCAAUGGGCAAAGAGAAAAUAAGAUUCUUGUUCAUCAAACACGUUUUGUUGGAAUUAUAUAACCAUCCAUGAGUCUGCAUACCCUUGGUGUCAAAAUAUUUUUUCUCUUGAUUUCAAUAAAUGUUUGAAGUAGUGCAAAGAAAGUGGUGUUAUUUCUGCCCUCAUGUGGCUGUUAGCCUCCACACAAUAUGAAACAAGCUUCUUUGGUUUGCUCUACAUUUAGGAUUCUUUUUGAUAUGAUGUUGAGAUUUAAUUUUGCAUUCUGUAUCUCCUUUUAACGAUUUUUUUUUUUAAUUUUUUUUAAUAUAAAUUGUUUUCAUGUCAAUUGCUAAUCUUGCACUUUUUCUGAAUCCAGGUCUGAUUAAUGUAGUUAUGUAUUCUUCUUCUUUUGUCCUUUUAUGAUGGAGUAUAUACUCUGAUAAAUAUGCUUGCUUCUUUUAUAUUAAUCCACUUUUCUUUCAGAACUUUGAUUUCAGGAAGAAGAAGAAAUCUGGCCAGAGCUCAGAGUCCACUCCCAAUCAAAUUGAGGAAAGCUUGGACUCAGAGAAAGAUACUGACAAUGAGAAAAGUUUGGACUCAGAGAAAGACAAUGAUAGUGACACUGAGAAAAGCAUGGACUCAGAGAAAGCCAGUAAUAUUAAGAGAAGCUUAGACUCAGAGAAAGACACUGGUCCUAGAAAGUCAGAGUUUCUGAAGAAUGACCCAAUUGAGAAUAUCUCAGCUUCCCUACUGGAUUCUUUGCCUUCCAUUUCUGAAUUUAUGGCCUACCCGGAACCCAUGCAAAUUAGCAGUGAGCAAGCUCCUGUAGUGGAAAUCCCCACUUUUGUACCUGAUACCUUUCCUUCUGAUUCUGGAUUAAAUGGAGGCCCGGAACCCAUGCAAACUGGCAGUGAGCAAGCUCCUGUUGUGGAAAUCAUUCCUCGUCACAGGCGAAAUAUCAGGGAGAUGGAAAUGACCCCCCUUUGCAGAAUCGUCCGCCGUCGCAGGCGAAUUAUCAGGGAGCAGCGAAUUAUGAGGGAGCAAGCUCCUGUGGUGCAAAUUCCCCAUCCCCUUCCCUGUCCCAGAAUUAAGGUUGCGGUACUGCCAAGCAACUCUGGGAUCAUGAAGCGCUCACAUCCGCGUCCAAAUCCACACAGGGGCCCAAGGUAA
Pistacia vera is the source of this 1589-nucleotide messenger RNA. RefSeq lists its product as uncharacterized. The record is from RefSeq and is a predicted model, not a curated record. The coding region runs from base 1053 to 1589 and encodes 178 amino acids. Lineage: Eukaryota; Viridiplantae; Streptophyta; Magnoliopsida; Sapindales; Anacardiaceae. The transcript is spliced from 2 exons.